AUGGAGAACCAACUACGUUAUGACCCAAGAUUUAGCUACGUCCUCAGAAGCAGCCAGCCCUCCUCUAACCUCACAACCAACUCGAUCAAUGCCACACACACCAUCAGUGUGUUUGAUGGGUGUGAAGAAAUGGUGAGCGGUAUCGUGUUUGACUUAACUAUGCAAUCCUUCAAUGUGAUCAUAGGAAUACCAGCCAACAUUCUGGUCAUUGCAAACCUAAUAAAUACCAGGAAUGAUCCAUUAACUUCUGACAUCUUCUUGGGCUGCCUGGCCUUCAUGGAUGCCUUAUUUGGCUUUAUGACGAUCAUAUCAUUCCUCAAUCUCUACCACUGGAGAAGUGCACUGGGUUGGAGGGCUCUGAAGUUCUCUUAUGGUGUGAAGGACACCAGUGGGCCACUCUUUCUCUCCUGCGUCUGUCUGGAUCGCUUUAUAGCUGUUAUCUUCCCCAUCACAUUUGGGCAGUUGAAGGACAGAAAAUACAGGGUCAGCCUCUCCAUUGUGGUUUUUCUGCUUACCUUUGCCUAUGCUUCAGCCAAAACCAUUGGUGGCCUCCACAACUUUGAGAAGGUUUUCACCGGUGAGGUUUUGUUCACUUUCACCUGGAUGGUGGUGUGUAACGCCGCCAUUCUCUGGGCCCUGAAACGCUCCAGAGGAUCUGGAAAAGAUGAGAUGCAUCCUAUGAAAAGAAAGGCGUUCAAGAUGGUUCUUUCUAUUCUGGUCAUAAUCGUGUCUAACUAUCUGCCUCCAGUUGCUCUGUUCCCCUUUGAGGACCAUUAUCCACAUAAGAUAUUCACCUGCUAUGUGCAACCAGUGGGAUUUGCCUUUGUAAACAUCAGUAGUACUAUCCAGCCCUUAGCUUACUUGAGUCGCCUAGAGAAAGUUCCUUUCUUGCCUGAAUCUUAUUUCCAGAAGUUAUGCUGCAAAAAGAAAGACAAGCCCUCAAACAAAUGA
Messenger RNA from Xyrauchen texanus (razorback sucker), 951 nucleotides. Its product is annotated as G-protein coupled receptor 183. The record is from RefSeq and is a predicted model, not a curated record. Lineage: Eukaryota; Metazoa; Chordata; Actinopteri; Cypriniformes; Catostomidae. Gene Ontology annotation, molecular function: G protein-coupled receptor activity. Gene Ontology annotation, cellular component: membrane. The transcript has a single exon. Gene Ontology annotation, biological process: positive regulation of Rho protein signal transduction; phospholipase C-activating G protein-coupled receptor signaling pathway. Bases 1 to 951 code for a protein of 316 amino acids.